Messenger RNA from Podarcis muralis (Common wall lizard), 1808 nucleotides. Its product is annotated as acrosin-like. NCBI's taxonomy places the organism in Eukaryota, Metazoa, Chordata, Lepidosauria, Squamata, Lacertidae. Gene Ontology annotation, biological process: acrosome reaction; proteolysis. Gene Ontology annotation, molecular function: serine-type endopeptidase activity. The record is from RefSeq and is a predicted model, not a curated record.
AUGGCAUGUGUGGGCUGCCCGCGCUUUGUGUCCCUUUCCAGUGGAGUCUGCGGGAGACGUCCCUUGGCGCCCAGCCAUGGUGGCUCAGUUCGGAUUAUCGGAGGCACGCAGGCUCUCCCCGGGACAUGGCCCUGGCUUGUCAGCAUCCAGGUCCCAUCCAGCCAGGGCUACAGGCACACCUGCGGAGGCUCCCUCAUCAGCUCUCGCUGGGUCCUCACUGCAGCGCAUUGCUUCUUAGACAGAAGGUUUCUCGAUCAAUGGAAGCUGGUGAUGGGAGCCAACCAGCUUUCUGACCCUGGCCCCAACGCCCAGGCGCGCACCAUCAAGGACCUGAUCGUACACCCGCAGUAUAUCCAACGGAUAAACCUCAACGACAUCGCCUUGAUGGAGAUGAGCGCGCCGUUCAACUGCAGCGACUACAUCCAGCCGGCCUGCUUGCCUGACAUGGACGUGGAUGUGAUGUCUCUGACGCAUUGCUAUGUCAGCGGCUGGGGAGUAACAGAUGUGUCAAAGCCAGGCGUGACCUCGGACGUCCUGCAAGAGGCCAAAGUCAACCUCAUCCCUUCCCACAUCUGCAACAGCACUGGCUGGUACAAUAAGCGCAUCCACCUCAACAACAUCUGCGCUGGGCACGAGCAAGGAGGCAUCGACAGCUGCCAGGGUGACAGCGGAGGCCCCCUCAUGUGCCGGGAAAUGAGGUCCGAGCGCUUCUGGGUCAUCGGAGUCACCAGCUGGGGGACGGGCUGUGCCAAGGCACAGAAGCCGGGCAUCUACACGUCCACACAGCACUUCCUUGACUGGAUAAAGUGGUCAACCAAGGAGGACUUCUUCCAGGGCGGCUUUGUGGGGAAACCUACAACGAUGGUCCCGCCCCCACCCCCGACACAGAGCUCAACGUCCCAGGUGUGGUGGCCCACGGGCCCCUACAUCCAAAUGCCGCUUGAGACCUUUGCCAACCCUUGGAAGAAAACCACCAGGCAGCGGCCUGCGUCCCCCAAUGAAAUCCAGCAGUUUGAGAACUGGGCUUACACCCAGCCGGUCGUGACAACCCCCCCUCCCCUUUGGCAGCAACCGCCAGCCGAGACUGAGCCCCCCCUGCAGCCCGUGCAAACCCAGCCGCCCUGGGGGGCCUACGGCUGGACCCAGACGUGGACCGUGGCUCCGACCCGGCCAGCGUGGAAUAUGUGGGUGCUGACUAGGCCGCCCCCCAGAACCUACCCACCAUACACUGUGCAGGAAUACCCUUCGUGGAACAUACAGGUGACUAAGCCUCCCCCAGGACCAGGCUCACUCAGAAGUGGACCUUUGGUAAGCCUUCUUGGGUGGGCACUUACUACUGGAACAUUAGGAAGAACAGGCCAGUCAAGUAGCCGGACAGUCCAUCCCGGCCCCUGGCCACUCAGCUGCCCUGCCCUCCCUGCCCUGCCCUUUUCAAACUAACCCUGUACAAGCUGCUGCAGCCGUCAGCACCAGUCCCCUUCCCUUACUGCACAUGAAAUCAGACCUCGCAAGCCGUCUCCCAGGGACAAAAUUGUUAUCUUUUAAGUACAUAGAGAUACAGACACACACACACACAUAUAUGCGCUUUUUUGGCAAGCCACAGAAAUUGCUGGAGGGAUGGGGCAGGAAACAGGCAAGAUUUGCAUGUAGGGGCAAAGCUCGCUUCUGAGAUCAAUCUGCUCCAGAGGACCCAACACUGCUGCCUGGACUCUGCCCCCCUGGGGCUCACUAGAGGGGCAAGGGGUUCCCAAAUGCACCCCAGACAUUUCAGUGCCCUUGUGCAUCCACACGGAAGCCUUCGUGGGAAG